Durio zibethinus is the source of this 1321-nucleotide messenger RNA. It is a transcript of the gene QRT1, whose product is annotated as Pectin lyase-like superfamily protein. Lineage: Eukaryota; Viridiplantae; Streptophyta; Magnoliopsida; Malvales; Malvaceae. The record is from RefSeq and is a predicted model, not a curated record. Gene Ontology annotation, biological process: cell wall modification; pectin catabolic process. Gene Ontology annotation, molecular function: pectinesterase activity.
AUGCUUAAACUUCCUCUUAAUUCAAUUCCAAAUUACUCUAAUUCGCACACCACUUUGCGCUCCUUAUAUUUAUUAUUCUCAGCUCUUUCACACCCUUUCCAUUUCAAACAAGUAACUCCUAAAAUGCCAACGACAUUAUAAACUCUACACAGUGAAGAAGAAAACAUGAAUUUUUAUCAGUUUGUGGGGGUUUUUUUUGCCAGGGCUUUGACUUGAUCUAAGCUAUGGACUACAGCUGCGCUUUGGUUAUGGUUGUGGCUGCUUUUCUAUGUGGUUUUCCAGUCGGUUUAUGUGAGACUGAUGUUGUGUAUGGGAAGAAUUUUAUCGGUUGGGAUGACAUGAAAGUGGAUGAACAUAAAACAAGGUUGAGUACUUCAACAGUUGAUUAUAAUCAAAGCCGAGUUAUUAUAGUUGAUAAGAAUGGUGGAGGAGAUUCUGUCACAGUUCAAGGAGCAAUAGAUAUGGUUCCAGAAAACAAUAAACAAAGAGUGAAGAUUUAUAUUCUUCCAGGAAUUUACAGGGAGAAAGUAAUUAUCCCAAGUUUCAAGCCAUAUAUAUCAUUCAUUGGGAACGAAAGUCAAAUGUCCAACACCAUAAUAUCUUGGAAAAACAAAGCUUCUGAUAGAGAUAGCAAUGGAGGUAGCCUGGGAACUUACAAAUCAGCAUCUGUAACCAUAGAAUCUGAUUAUUUCUGUGCAACUGAGGUCACCUUUGAGAAUACAGUAAUUACAUCUUCUGGAGAAUCUGGAAGGCAAGCUGUGGCCCUUAGGAUUUCUGGUGACAAGGCAAUGUUCUACAAGGUCAAGGUUGUGGGGGCACAGGACACACUCUUGGAUGAAACUGGAUCACAUUACUUCUACCAGUGCCACAUUCAAGGUAGUGUGGACUUCAUCUUCGGUAAAUCAAGAUCACUGUAUCGGGAUUGUCUGAUUCAGUCCACUGCUAAAAAGUGUGGAGCAAUUGCAGCUCACCACAGGGAUUCACCAGAUGAUAAUACAGGGUUUUCAUUUGUGAACUGCACAAUCAAUGGAACUGGUAAAAUUUACUUGGGUAGAGCUUGGGGAAACUAUUCAAGAACCAUCUAUUCUAACUGUUACCUUGACAAUGUCGUAACUCCUGCUGGAUGGAGUGACUGGAACGACCCUUUCAGGCAAAAGACUGCAGUUUUUGGGGAAUUCCAGUGCUGGGGAGCAGGAGCAGAUACAAGCGGACGGGUGCCAUGGUCAAAGAAACUUAGCUACCAAGAAGCAAAACCUUUUCUGGACAUGAAAUUUAUUGACGGAGAACAAUGGCUGAGACUAUGAUUCUUCACUCAUCUUCA